AUGGACAGUAUAUCAAGUGUUGGGGAGAGUAACCAAUCGAAGGGAAAUGGAUUUGAAGUAGAAAUCGCAAUUGAGGAGUACCCCGAUGGUGGUCUCCUUGCAUGGUCUCAAGUAGUGGGAUCCUUUGUUUUGGUGUUUUGUACAUGGGGAUUGACAAACAGUUUCGGUGCUUAUCAAACUUACUAUGAAUCUGGUGAAUUAUUUACACAGACAUCUUCCAACAUUUCUUGGAUUGGGUCCAUUCAAGCCUAUUUGUUGAUGCUUGUUGGAAUUAUAACAGGACCUUUGUUUGAUCGAGGAUACUUUAAGGCGUUGUUGAUAAUAGGUUCCUUUAUGAUUGUAUUUGGAAUAAUGAUGAGUAGCCUUUCAACCACGUAUUAUCAAGUUAUGUUAUCACAAGGUAUUUGCAUGGGUGUUGGUAUGGGUGCAUUAUGGGUUCCAAGUUUAGGGGUCUGUGUUCAAUAUUUUCUAAAAUAUAGAUCUAUUGCUAUUACACUAGCUGCAAGUGGUGGUUCGAUUGGUGGUGUCAUUUUCCCCAUAAUUAUUAAGAGGUUGAUACCAAAGAUCGGGUUUGGGUGGACAUGUAGAGUAAUCGGUUUAAUAUGCUUCGUUACCUUAUUUGUUCCGAUUAUGAUUAUGAAACAAAGAACCAUUCCUGAGACUCAUAGAAAAAUUUUACAACUUAGUUCUUUUAAAGAAUUGCCGUAUCUGUUUUUAACAAUAGGAUUAUUUUUGUCUUUCACCGGUAUUUAUAUUCCCUUUUAUUAUAUUUCAUCAUAUGCCAAUAGAAUCGCUCACACAAGUAUAAAUAUCAGUUACUAUAUGAUCAGCAUUAUCAAUGCAAGUCUAAGUGGUAGAAUUAUUCCAAAUUAUUACGCUGAUAGAGUUGGGCCAAUUAACACUAUGAUUGUGGCAUCUUUUAUCAGUGGUGUACUUGCAUUAGUGUGGAUUGGAAUAAGAAAUACGCCUGGUUUAAUUAUAUUUUCUGUAUUGUAUGGUAUAUCAAGUGGUACUGUCGUUUCAUUACCACCUUCGGCUAUAAGUUCAGUGACUAAUGAUAUUACCCGAAUUGGAAGUAGAUUAGGUACCGCUUUCUUUUUUGCCGGGUUUGGUACUCUGAUUGGUAAUCCUGUUGCUGGUAAGCUGAUCGAUAUAAAUAAAGGGGAAUUUUAUAAAGGUCAGAUAUGGAGUGGUGUUAUGACAUUGGGAUCGACUUUCUUUUUGACACUUGCUCAGUAUUAUAAAAGAAAGGCAGUUCGGCAAGUUCAAUUCGACCACAGCUCUAACAUUGAAAAAAACUAA
Maudiozyma saulgeensis is the source of this 1302-nucleotide messenger RNA. The record is from the annotation of a GenBank genome assembly. Lineage: Eukaryota; Fungi; Ascomycota; Saccharomycetes; Saccharomycetales; Saccharomycetaceae.